GGUUGGUGAAGGCUUAGGGUAGAGCGAGGGCACGAAAAAAGUGCAAGCACCACAAUUUGAGCUUGGGAAGACAGCCAGCACAGGUAAGUUUUAUCGCCAAAUUUCUUCGAGGCCAACGACCAGCCGAAGCAUUCACAAUGUCUUCACGACCGACCGUCUCCAUUAUCGGCGCCGAUGGCAAAGCCAGCGGCGCCACCCACCCGAUUCCCAGUGUCUUCACUGCCCCGAUCCGCCCCGACAUUGUUCAGCAGGUGCACAAGGGCAUGAACAAGAACAAGCGCCAGCCGUACUCGGUCAGCGAGAAGGCCGGCCACCAGACCUCUGCCGAGUCCUGGGGAACUGGUCGUGCUGUCGCCCGUAUCCCCCGUGUCUCUGGUGGCGGUACCCACCGUGCUGGUCAGGCUGCCUUCGGUAACAUGUGCCGGUCCGGUCGCAUGUUCGCUCCCACCAAGGUCUGGCGCAAGUGGCACAUCAAGGUCAACCAGGGCCAGAAGCGCUUCGCCACCACCUCGGCCCUCGCCGCCUCGGCUGUCGCCCCUCUUCUGCUCGCCCGCGGUCACAGGAUCAGCUCUAUCCCUGAGGUCCCCCUGGUUGUCGACUCUGCUGUCUGCGAGUCGGCUGCUCUGGCCAAGACCUCGGCUGCUCUGGGUCUGCUGAAGACGGUCGGCGCUGGUGCCGACCUUGAGAAGGUCAAGAAGUCGAGGGCCCUGCGCGCCGGUAAGGGCAAGCUCCGAGGCCGCAGGUACCGCCAGCGCCGCGGUCCCCUGGUCAUCUACGACCCCGCAACCGACGGCACGGAGCUCGUCAAGGGCUUCCGCAACAUCCCCGGUGUUGAGACCAGCUCCGUGUACUCCCUCAACCUCCUCCAGCUCGCCCCCGGUGGACACCUGGGUCGCUUCAUCGUCUGGACCUCGGCUGCCUUCAAGGCUCUGGACAACAUCUACGGCUCCACCACCACCCCCUCGAAGCUCAAGAAGGACUUCCUGCUCCCGUCCAACGUCGUCAGCCAGUCCGACCUUACCCGUCUGAUCAACAGCUCCGAAAUCCAGAGCGUCCUGCGCGCGCCCAAGGGCGAGGCCCGGACGAAGCGCCAUGGUGUCCAGAAGAAGAACCCGCUCCGCAACAAGCAGGUUCAGCUCCGCCUCAACCCGUACGCCGCGGCCUACAAGAAGGAGAAGCUCGGUGAGGAGAAGCUCAAGGGCAAGCCGGACGCUCUGCCGGCUGGCUUCAAGGAGCAGCUGCACGAGAACUAGAUUAUCGGCGGGUCUCCGGGGGUUUGUCUUAACGGGAUUGCAUGGUUGCUUUUAUCGAGGCGUCUAGUGGUCAUUACGGAAAAUGUGCUUCUGAUUCAUAGUGAACGUGACACAAUGAAAUCGUCUAGAGAACGAUAAUUUUCCCACGUA
Gaeumannomyces tritici R3-111a-1 is the source of this 1403-nucleotide messenger RNA. RefSeq names its product 60S ribosomal protein L4-A. Gene Ontology annotation, cellular component: cytosolic large ribosomal subunit; ribosome. Gene Ontology annotation, molecular function: RNA binding; structural constituent of ribosome. The transcript has 4 exons. Lineage: Eukaryota; Fungi; Ascomycota; Sordariomycetes; Magnaporthales; Magnaporthaceae. The coding region runs from base 138 to 1253 and encodes 371 amino acids. Gene Ontology annotation, biological process: translation. The record is from RefSeq and is a predicted model, not a curated record.